AUGGUCAAGGUCGAAAUCGUAGACGAGAAGGACGCCGCCGCCGCCCCCGGCUCCCCCUACUCCUCCGCCGCCUCCUCCCGCACCGCCUCCUCCCUCUCGCUCUCCUCCACCGCCUCCGACGUCCCCGACGACGAGUCCCUCCUCGACCGCCUCGCCGCCCUCGUCGACAUCGUCCCCCCGGCCACCCGCCACAGCAUCUCCUCCAAGCUCUCCGCCACCGGCUCCGCCUUCCGCACCGGCUCCAAGCUCGUCGGCAACGUCGUCUGGGUCGUCACCACCUCCCUCCUCCUCGUCGGCCUCCCGCUCGCCCUCAGCCUCGAGGACGAGGCGAUGCGCACCGCCCAGGAGAAGGAGAUGCUCGCGCAGCAGCAGGGCGCCCAGCAGAUGAUGCCCGCCGGUUCGCCGUACCCGCCCGCGCCGGGCCAGCAACCCGGCCAGAACCAACAAAAGGGCUUGGUGCCGCCCGGCUUCUGA
Messenger RNA from Punctularia strigosozonata HHB-11173 SS5, 474 nucleotides. RefSeq lists its product as uncharacterized. Gene Ontology annotation, cellular component: mitochondrial outer membrane. The transcript has 2 exons. Lineage: Eukaryota; Fungi; Basidiomycota; Agaricomycetes; Corticiales; Punctulariaceae. The record is from RefSeq and is a predicted model, not a curated record. Gene Ontology annotation, biological process: intracellular protein transport. The coding region runs from base 1 to 474 and encodes 157 amino acids.